CCGCCAACUUAUUGCAAGUUUCGUCUGUUAUAAAGUGUUUAGCGUUUCAGCACGUCCCAAUAUCCGGAUAAGCGAUGAAAAGCUAGUGCCAGAAGAUUUCUACGUGGGGGACCACCAACCGAUUAUAAAAAGACAAUUACAGAACAAAAUUCAUGCAGAGAUCAACAACGAGAGAUCAGCAACGAUAAAUCGCGUGAAGUGCAUACUCAUACAAAUGGACGUAGGCUUAGAAAUUGAGUCGCAAGUAUGCCACGGGUUAUCACUGACUGUACUGUGCAUAUUUUGGUGUCGCGUAUUUCUCUUGAACAGUGCAACGAAACGAUACAAUGAAGGGUGCAAUUUGAUAUUUUCAUCCAUUUGAAGCAGGAUUUAAAAUUCAGCGAGGAACAUCGAACAUUUUCUCCAGAAGAGAAAACACACAAUAAACAAAUCCGCAUCAUACUGUAGGAUUUAGAUUAGAACAUAAGUAGGUCUGGUGAUCCAGAUACACCUCUUUUGAUUGCAGCAGAAAAUGGCAAUGUCCAAUUAGUCAAAGAACUAGUAGAGAUGGGAGAUGAUGUGAACGAGGGGAAUGGGGAAGGCAGGACACCUCUUCACGCCGCAGCGGCUAAAGUAUUUAAAGAUUUAUUUGAAUAUAUCUUGAAGAAUUGAGCUAUUAUUGGUAUUAAAACUAUACAAAAAGGUUCCACACCUCUACACGCGGCACUAUCCUAUCUUGAUAUAGUGAAAUAUCUCAUUGAUCCAGGAGCACAAGCUAAUAAGGCUGAUUAUGCGGGGUCACGUCACGCCUCUGCACUUGGUAUUAUGCAAUGGUCAUCUUGAUAUGGUGAGGUCUCUCAUUGAUCUAGAAGCACAAUUUGAUAUGGCUGAUAAUAAGGGUAUCAUACCUCUCGAGGAGGCAUCAUUAAAUGGUCAUCUUGAUGUCGUGAAAUAUCUCAUUGAUCAAGGAGCACAAGCUAAUACGGCUGAUAAUGCGGGUGGCACACCUCUUCACAGGGCAUCAUUGAAUGGUCAUCUUGAUAUCGUGAAGUAUCUCAUUGAUCAAGGAGCGCAAGCUAAUACGGCUGAUAAUAAUGGUAACACACCUCUCCACAGUGCAUCAGGCAAGGGACAUCUUGAUGUCGUGAAAUAUCUCAUUAAUCAAGGAGCAAAAUCUGAUAUGGCUGAUGGUAAGGGUAUCACACCUCUCCACAGGGCAUCAUCCAAUGGUCAUCUUGAUGUCGUGAAGUAUCUCAUUGAUCAAGGAGCACAAGCUAAUACGGCUGAAAAUAAGGGUAUCACACCUCUCCACUAUGCAUCAUUCAAUGGUCAUCUUGAUGUCGUGAAGUAUCUCAUUGAUCAAGGAGCACAAGCUAAUACGGCUGAUAAUAAUGGUAACACACCUCUCCACAGUGCAUCAGACAAGGGACAUCUUGAUGUCGUGAAAUAUCUCAUUAAUCAAGGAGCAAAAUCUGAUAUGGCUGAUGGUAAGGGUAUCACACCUCUCUACAGGGCAUCAUCCAAUGGUCAUCUUGAUGUCGUGAAGUAUCUCAUUGAUCAAGGAGCACAAGCUAAUACGGCUGAAAAUAAGGGUAUCACACCUCUCGAGAUUGCAUCAUUCUGUGGUCAUCUUGAUGUCGUGAAGUAUCUCAUUGAUCAAGGAGCACAAGCUAAUACGGCUGAUAAUAAUGGUAACACACCUCUCGACAGUGCAUCAGACAAGGGACAUCUUGAUGUCGUGAAAUAUCUCAUUAAUCAAGGAGCAAAAUCUGAUAUGGCUGAUGGUAAGGGUAUCACACCUCUCCACAGGGCAUCAUCCAAUGGUUAUCUUGAUGUCGUGAAAUAUCUCAUUGAUCAAGGAGCACAAGCUAAUACGGCUGAUAAUAAUGGUAACACACCUCUCCACAGUGCAUCAGACAAGGGACAUCUUGAUGUCGUGAAAUAUCUCAUUGAUCAAGGAGCACAAGCUGACACGGCUGAUAAUGCGGAUGGUGAAACAGCUCUCAACCCAGCAUCUCGGGACGGUCACAGCAACGUUGGUCGGUAUCUCAAGAGUGAACAAGCAAGAUUAGGGUCCGCAUUAAAAGGUAAAAACAAAAUCAAAUUAAGCCGACUACAUUAUUUUCGAGGGGAAAAAACCCUCGAAACAAUUUCAUGAUUGAACGAUGAGUGUGUGUGUGUGUUUGUGGAGGGGGGGGGGUGGGCUUGAAAAUUUUGAAUUAUCGAUUCAUAAUUUUUUUUUCAAGCUUCACGUAAGCUAACAUUCAUAUUACAAAGCAUGCGUUGAUAUUAUGUACACUCUAAAAAACGAGGAGUUAAUUUAGCUCUUAAAGAGCGUGUAUAGUGACUGCACUUCAGAGUGCUGAUUUAUGUGGUUCAAAUUAAGUUUAUAAGUUCAUUUUAUUUGUCUUCCAACUUUGAGUCUGAAUACAUGACAAACAUACAAGUGUGUAGGAAACAAUAAGCAGAAUACAUGAUAAAACAUACAAGUAUACAUAAAACAGAGUUUGCAGAAAACAUUGUUUUUUAAAUACAUUGUACAGCUUAAGACAGAAAAGAAAUAAUUUUAAAGAAAGACGAGGAGACCUAGGUGAGCAAUGAUUGUAAAUUAAGGUUCCUCAUUACUAAUUCAAAGAACAUUAUAUAAACAACACAGAAAUGGCAAUAUAAUAUAAUAUGAUAAAUAAAGAGAGGGGCGGGGAGAGAAGAGGGACACAUUUAUGUACAAAAGGGAUAAAAAAAAGAAGACAUGAAGACAGAGACCAGCCAGGCCCGGGAAAGGGGGGAUGAAACAUAUCGAUUUUUUUAGCAUUAACUAAUAAAAAACACACAAAAAUAGGCUUUACGAAUCACUUCCAUAGUUACUCAAUAAAUAAGAUUUCAAUUUUCGUUUAAACACUGUAGAACUGACAGCAUGUGUAAUUUCAGGGUCAAGUGCAUUCCAAAACAUGGGUCCAGUGCAAACUAUCGUGCCCAAAGUGAACUUUGUUCUUGCACGAGAUAUAUGGAGAGUGGAAGAUUGUCUAGUAUUGUAAUUGUGUACUUGACUAUUUUUCUUAAAUAUCAGUGCCAGGGCUGUAGGGAGACUUCCUGAAUCAAAAUCGUACAUAAGAGAUCCUAGCUGCAUAAAGUAAAUAUCUUCCACUUUCAAUAAGUGAUUGUCAUGAAAUAAAACAUUUGUAUGGGCACGAUAACUGACAUUACAUAUACUUCUAAUAGCUCUCUUCUGAACAAUGAAUAAUUGUUGCAAUUGCGUUUUUAGUGAGUUGCCCCAGGCAAGCACACCGUAGUUUAAGUAAGGAACAAUUAAUGAGGAAUAUAAUAUAAAUAAAAUUUCUUUAGGGAAAACUGACCUCAACUUGUAUAUAACACCAGUAUUGUUUUACAACAGUUUGCAGAGAUAAUUUAGAUAAAGUUUCCAGUUCAAUUCCUCAUCAAUAAAUAACCCGAGAAAUUUAGUUCAGGUUACUCUUUCAAGACAGACAUCAUUAAACAUUACAUUGCCAGGCAACAUUUUUAAGGAAUUGCUAAAAAGCAUAUAAUUUGUAUUUUGAAAAUUAAGUGAUAAUUUAUUGCCUUGAACCCACAAGAUAACAUUCUUCUAUAAGGAAAAAAUACACUAGAAUCAUCAGCAAAGAAAAUAAAGGAUAAUUUGUUUGAUGAAUUUUGAAAAUAAUUUAUUUACAGUAUGAAUAAGAGAGGUUCUAGAAGAGACCCCUGAGGUACACCACAUGUAACAGUUUGCAAGCUGGAAUUAAUUAUAUUCAAAUAUAUAAAUUGUCUCCUGUCAGUGAGAUAACUCCUAAACCACUCAAGGGCAACACCUCUCACUCCAUAAUGGGAUAACUUAUUUAGCAAAAUUUCAUGAUCAACUGUAUCAAAAGCCUUGGAAAAAUCUAAGAAUAUACCAAUUGUGCUCAAGUAAUUAUCCAAGGCAGUGGCAACCUUAUCAACAAAUGCAAAAUGGCAUAUGUAGUUGUAUGCCU
Lytechinus pictus (painted urchin) is the source of this 3965-nucleotide messenger RNA. RefSeq names its product ankyrin repeat, PH and SEC7 domain containing protein secG-like. Lineage: Eukaryota; Metazoa; Echinodermata; Echinoidea; Temnopleuroida; Toxopneustidae. The coding region runs from base 770 to 2137 and encodes 455 amino acids. The transcript has a single exon. Gene Ontology annotation, molecular function: protein binding. The record is from RefSeq and is a predicted model, not a curated record.